Molecule: messenger RNA, 3027 nt
Organism: Aplysia californica (California sea hare)
Lineage: Eukaryota; Metazoa; Mollusca; Gastropoda; Aplysiida; Aplysiidae
Product: serine/threonine-protein kinase pakF-like
Exons: 1
Coding region: 308-2425 (705 amino acids)
Biological process (GO): protein autophosphorylation; intracellular signal transduction; peptidyl-serine phosphorylation
Cellular component (GO): nucleus; cytoplasm
Molecular function (GO): calcium-dependent protein serine/threonine kinase activity; calcium/calmodulin-dependent protein kinase activity; calmodulin binding
Source: RefSeq, a predicted model, not a curated record
GUGCAUGCUUUGCCGAAUGAGGUUUACUCAGCGUGGUUAUUGCUAUUUGUUGUUCAUUGUACUGAGUGGUGCUACACUCGUUGACUUGUUCAAACCCUUAGGAAACAAAGUGGCUUACAGUAGUUAUUAUGAUAUUUCAUUUCUUCUCGACGCUACAUUGACAACCUCGAUUUAUUCCCGUGGUUUGUGUUUUUUCGUGAUCUGCAGCGCGCUGUUCAUCCUCGCCCUGUUUCUGGUUCUCCUUGUGUUAAAACUAGAAAACUUUUCACCAAUCGUGCCAACGUCGGUGCACACAUAGUUUGAAAGGAUGGCAGACUUUUCUCAGGACUCCAAGCCAGACUCUCCUCACAAGAGAACUACGAAUAUGUUCUCUACACCAGACAAAGAUCUAUCAACGUCUUGUGUCAAUGUUUCGGAUGCGUCGAACACAGAUGCAGCUUUCGUUGACGGUGUGUCACAAACAUCAAACGGAGAUUCUGCGAGUACUGACGACCACGUGUUUCGUACAGCAAAUGUGGAGGCAGCCACAAACGACGAUGCGUUCUAUACAGCGAUCAUAGAUGGAUUAUGUAAUGAAAUAGAGGCAGAUUCGUCAAGUAUGGAUGUAGUGAGCAGUGUUAAUGUGUUUCAUACAGAUUCAGCCUAUAACGACACUGCGCUUUGUAGAUCAAACAUGGAGGGUACAGUCUCCAGCGAUAAUACGAUAUCCACUCCGAACAUAGAUGGACCCUGCAAUGAUGUUGUGUUGAGCUUGUCAAGUAUGGAGGCAGUGUGCAGUGACGACGUGCCCCAUACAUCAAACACAAAUGCAGCCUGUAAUGAAACUGUGUUGACUACACCAAACGUAGAGACAACCUCAAGUGACAACGUGUUCUUCACACCGACCAAAGAUGGACCCCGUCGUGACAAUUUGUUUAAUACGUCAAAUACAUGUAAUUUGGAUGCCUUGCGCAAUGGUGGCCUGUCUCAUACAUCAAGCACAGAUUCAGCCUGUAAUGAUACUGUGUUGACUACACCAGACAUGGAGGCACCUUCUACUUCUUAUGAAAGCGUGUUCCGUUCCCCGAACAGAGAGGGACUUUGUAAUGACAAUGUGCUGGGUACAACAAACAUAGACAUAGCUUACAACGAUGUUGCUUCCCAUGCAUCGGACACAGGAGAGGUUGUUUUGCUCUCUGGGCCAUUACCUUCUGAUACAACAAGACGGAAACGAAAGCAAAGAGGCCGCAAACGACUUGCACCUGAUGCUCUCCGUGAAUUGAACACAGAUGAAAAAGGCAAAGACAAUAUUCUAAUAAAUGAAACCGAGGUCUGUGAUGGCGGUGUGGUUAUCGACACGGAUGGAACCUGCAAUAACGGUCUGCUCAGCGCAGUGAACAAACAUUCUGGAACCUGUGCAAUUCCGGGAAGAUUGGUUCUCGGUUCAACACAACGAAAGCGAAAGCGGAGACAAAAAAAACGACGCACACAAAAUGUUUUUAGUGAAAAGUAUGAGCCUACCGGAGAAAAACUAGGUCAUGGGUCUUUUGGCUCCGUUCUGACAUACAAGAACAAGGAGUCGGGGGUGGAAUAUGCCGUGAAGAUCAUCGAGAACUGUCUAGGUGACAGACUCCGCAGAGUUUUUAAAGAGAUCAACAUCUGCCGUCGGUACAAAGACUGUGAGUAUAUCAUCAACCUUGUGGAUUUUUAUGAAUAUGGAAAUACGUUUUACUUAGUGUUCGACAAGAUGGCCGGGGGUGACCUUGAAGGCAUGUUUAAUUCAUACCCGUUUCUGACAGAGCCCGAGGCAUCCCGUGCGGUCGGCGCAGUUGCCCAGGCGCUCCUGGUUCUCCACAGCGAUGGUGUAGCUCACCGAGAUAUCAAGCCAGAAAACAUCUUAUGUCGCACAAACGGGGAGGUCACCUCACUCGUUCUGUGCGAUUUUGGCCUAGCGAGUGAGUCCCCUUCUCCGUGUGAAUCCCCAGGAAAGAAAAUAACCCGGCCUGUUCUGAAGUCUCUUGUGGGAUCCCCGGAGUUCAUGGCACCAGAGGUCGCAACCUUGAUGUUAUCUGGAUGCGAGGGGCCCUACGACACCCGCUGUGACAUGUGGAGUCUGGGUGUGUUGCUCUAUGAAAUGCUCUUCGGAUUCCUCCCCUUUGACCGCGACUGUGGUCGACAUGUCCGCGACUCCGGCGAGAACUGUAUUGACUGCUACAAAAGCGUGUUCCCUCGAAUCUGCAGCGGGGAGUAUUUCUUUCCUGAAAGCGCCAAAGAGUUUCUGUCGGACGACGCCGUGGAUUUGAUCCGGGGCCUUCUGGUUGUUGAUCCUAAUGCCCGCUACUCGGCCGCCGACGUGCUGCAACAUCCUUUUGUGACCGCCAACAAGAACCUAUGCAGUGACUCCCUUAUAGCGACUAGGCCUAGUCCAGAAGUGUCACAAUGUUGAUCGCUUUUUUGCGCUUUAUUUUAUUUGUUUAAUUGUUUGUUCGUUUGUUUUCUUUGUUUUUUUGUUUUUUUUAAAAGACAAAGACGGCAUUUUCAUAAGCUUAAAAUAAGUGGCUGUCUCUACACUUUACGCUUAUGGGACGAGAUAAUCUCAGUAUUACCUUUGACAAAAGAUCUCCCUCUGUACAUGUAUGUUUUAAAAAGCCUAUUUUUUUCUUUUUUGAUUUUCAUUUCAUUAAGGCGAACACACCAUAUUUAUGCUUAGUAAGCGAGUGUCUUUACUUUAAGAGGACGAUACAUUUUCAGUACAGUAUUAUGAUAUCUGUCACAAGGAAUCUCAAUAUAUGUUCACGUACUUUUUAAAGACGUCUGAUGAGUAAUGUGUUGUGUGUGUGUGUGUGUGUGUGUGUGUGUGUGUUUGUUUGUUGUAUGUUUGUCAAGUGCACGUAUUUUUUUGUUUACUGUUUUACAUUUGUAAUUGGUGAUUGUCCUUGGAAAAAAUUACAUGUAGUUUUAUUUAUUAUGCUUCUUUCUCAUCGUUUAUUAUGUUUCAUCUGGUUGUUUUUAUCUAAUAAAAUAUCCAGUGACUUGUACGAACAGUAA